CGACACAGUAUGAAUACGAGAAACGCUCGAGGCCUGCUUGAAGAAAAUGCCGACCUGAGGUUGCAGCUCCACCAGCAGAGGGAGGAAAUCCACCACCUCCAGAACCGCCUCCACAUCGAGAUCAGGACCAACAACGUCCUCGAUGCGCUGCAGGUGCCACAUCACCGGUACGCCCUUUACAGCGACCCCCUGGUGAACCACUGCGAGGGGCAUCAUGAGCAUCAUGAACAGCUGCUGCAGCUUGAAGCCGAGUUCAAGAGCGAACUGCAGGACGCCAAAGUCAAGGUGAUGGACCUGCUGAGGAUGCUGCAGCAGAAGGACAAGGAGAUGUCCCGAAUGAAGACGGACGUGGAGGCCGUGAUACGCAGGCACAAGGUGAUCGUGAAAGAGCUGCAGCAGAAGGAGAAAGAGUGGAAGAGGAAAUACGCCGCGCUGGAGCCGGGCAGGAAGUGUAUGAGGGAUAAAGCGUACUCCGAGUCCUACCACGAGGUUUCCUCAACAGGAGAGGAGGAGGAGGAGGGGGAGGAGGACGAGGAGGAAGAUGUUAACGUGGAAGGGGAGGAUUACCAAGUCGUUGGACUGAGCCACACAAUUGAAAGUUGUCUUUCAUUACAGCCGCCUAUAUAUAUCUCCUGACUUCCUCUUCUUGAACUCUCUAGAAAACAUCUAGAACUGGCUGGCUAGUGUUGGGAGUUUUUCCAAUUCCAGAAGAUGGCGUAGAGGUAGAACAUUCUAGAACACAUCUAGAGAGCUCAGUUGUCCAACACUUGCCUUAGUAGUUUACAUAAUGACACUUUCACAGUAGCAUCUGUGUACGUACACAAACAUCGUCACAAAGGUAUAGCUACACUCGUGACAAAGACGGCCUUGGAAGGCCUUUGACGUAUCAGGGCAGCCACAUGGUCUCCUCUCAAGGCUUUGCUCAUUUUGCCAAAUUAAAA
Solea solea (common sole) is the source of this 941-nucleotide messenger RNA. RefSeq lists its product as uncharacterized. The transcript is spliced from 2 exons. Lineage: Eukaryota; Metazoa; Chordata; Actinopteri; Pleuronectiformes; Soleidae. The record is from RefSeq and is a predicted model, not a curated record. Bases 10 to 636 code for a protein of 208 amino acids.